AUGGAACGCGCGUUGGAUGCGCGGACACACGAUGGGGAGGACGACGGGACGACGACGCGACGACCGACGACGAUCGUUCGUCGCGCCGAGAUCGCGGAUGGACGGGCGGACGCGCGUGGGGUGCGGACGUUUGAGCUCGGGGAGGUGCGCGAGCGCGGGCGAACGGCGCUGGAGGAGAAGGAGGAGGCGUACAGAUUGGCGCGCGAGCGGAUAUUCGGCGCGGAGGAGGACGCGGACGAGGCGGAGGCGGAGUGGCGAGGCGCGUCGGUGGACGAACGCGGUGGAACGAACGCGGGGGUGGAUGAUGUGGGUGUGAACGGUGGGAAAAUGCGUGGUGGUGACGAGGAGGCGAGCGCGUCGGGGCGAUCGCUGAGCGCGGCGCCGUUCGUCCCGAGGUCGGGCAAGGCGGUGAAGAAGGAUCGUCGGGCGGAUUUGCAAGACGAUGAUUUCUGGCGAGGAGGCGUGCGGGCGUCGCGUGAUGGCGCGGGGGUGUUCGUGCCGCCGCAAACGUACCCUGGGGUGCCGAUCGGGCCUCCGGGUUGGGUCCAUCCGAUCCAACCGCGGUACGCCGCGGGGUACCCUGGUCCACCUCUGCAGUUCGCUCCGAUGCCUCCGUACGGGAUGCCGCCGCCGCAUUUCUCCGCGCAGGCGCCACCGCCGCUACCCAGGGGACCACCGCCGCCGAAUGCGCAGUUUCGUCCGCCGUCGAGGUGA
This is a messenger RNA of Ostreococcus tauri, 714 nucleotides long. Its product is annotated as unnamed product. Lineage: Eukaryota; Viridiplantae; Chlorophyta; Mamiellophyceae; Mamiellales; Bathycoccaceae. Bases 1 to 714 code for a protein of 237 amino acids. The record is from RefSeq and is a predicted model, not a curated record. The transcript has a single exon.